AUGCUGUACAACAAUUAUACUGAAAAAAAUAAUUCGGCUGGUCACAAUGAUGUGACUAUCAAGGCUAGAGAUGUUAGUGAAGUUUCCUAUGAAUUUGGAAAACCUCCAUCCCGUUUUGAAAAAUUCAUCGAUUCCUUUAAACCUAUAGAUUUAGAAGGUGAUGGAUUUGAUACUACCGGUAUGACUUCUAUAGAGAAAUCAGUCAUUGCCAGUGCUAGACAUCCUUUGGCCAGAAGAUUAAAAUCAAGACAUUUACAAAUGAUUGCCAUUGGUGGUUCCAUUGGAACUGGUCUUUUUGUUGGAAGUUCUUAUGCUUUGUCAUUAGGUGGUCCAGCAGGUAUGUUAAUUGGUUAUGCUUUAGUGGGUUAUUCCAUGUUAUGUGUUAUUUACUCUCUUGGUGAAAUGUCUGUUCAAUUUCCUGUUUCCGGUUCUUUUAACGCUUAUUUUACCAGAUUUAUUGAUGAUUCUUGGGGUUGGACUUUAGGUCUUUUAUAUGCUUGUUCAUGGUUAAUUUCUUUCCCUUCCGAAUUGAUUGCUUGUUCUUUAACUGUUCAAUAUUGGACAAAAAGUGUUGAUCCUGCAGUUUGGGUAGCAAUAUUUUAUCUAAUUAUUGUAUCCAUUAAUCUUUUUGGUGUUAAAGGGUACGGUGAAGUAGAAUUUGCUUUAUCUUUAAUUAAAGUAUUAGCAGUAGUUGGAUUUUGUAUUGUAGGUAUCUGUAUCAUUAACGGGGUUGGAUCUCAAGGCUAUAUUGGAGGAAGAUAUUGGAGUGAUCCCGGAGCUUUCAAUCAUGGAUUUAAAGGAAUCUGUUCGGUAUUUAUCAGUGCUGCAUUCAGUUUCGGUGGUAUCGAACUUGUAGCAUUGGCUGCUGCCGAAACUAAGAAUCCUAGAAAAUCUCUUCCUAAGGCUACUAAACAAGUCUUUUGGAGAAUUACUUUAUUCUAUAUUGUAUCAACUAUUGUUGUUGGUCUUUUAGUUCCUUUCAACGAUGAAAGAUUAUUAAGUGGUUCUUCAUCAGAAGAUAUUACAUCUUCCCCUUUUGUUAUUGCCAUUCAAAAUGGUGGUAUUAAAGUUUUGCCUCAUAUAAUGAAUGCUGUUAUUUUAGUGGCCGUGGUGUCUGUUGGUAAUUCAUCAGUUUAUGGUUGUUCUAGAACUUUAGCUUCGAUGGCUGCGCAAGGUUUGAUUCCUUCUAUUUUUGGUUAUAUUGACAAAGCAGGAAGACCAAUGGUUGCUAUUAUGUUUACUAAUUUAAUUGGUUUAUUAGGAUUCCUUAUUGAUAGUGAUAAUCAAGAUACUGUAUUCACAUGGUUCUUCUCGGUAUGUUCAUUAGCUGCCUUCUUUACCUGGAUUUUCAUUUGUCUUGCUCAUAUUAGAUGGAGAUGGGCAUUAAAAUCUCAAGGUAGAUCUUUAGAUGAAGUUAUAUUUGAAUCUCCAAUGGGAAUGUUUGGUUCUUAUUCCGGUGCACUUAUCUUAAUCUUGAUUGUUGUUGGUGAAAUUUGGGUUUCUGUUUAUCCAAUUGGAGAAGAUUCUGCUUCAUAUAUGAAUUUCUUGCAAAAUUGUUUAUCUUUACCAUUAUUAAUUCUUAUGUAUGUUGGUCACAAAACAUACCGUAGAUCAUGGAAUAGAAUAAUGAUUAAGUUGGAAGAUAUUGAUUUGGAUACAGGAAGAAUAACUGUUGAUCUUGAAUUGUUAAAGCAAGAAAUUGCUGACGAUAAGAGAUGGUUGAAAUCUCAAUCUUUCUACUAUAGAUUUUAUAGAUUCUGGUGUUAA
Molecule: messenger RNA, 1767 nt
Organism: Scheffersomyces amazonensis
Lineage: Eukaryota; Fungi; Ascomycota; Pichiomycetes; Serinales; Debaryomycetaceae
Gene: GAP4
Product: Gap4p
Exons: 1
Coding region: 1-1767 (588 amino acids)
Biological process (GO): amino acid transmembrane transport
Cellular component (GO): membrane
Molecular function (GO): amino acid transmembrane transporter activity
Source: RefSeq, a predicted model, not a curated record